UCUAAUAUCCCGGGAGCGAGUGUAACAGGUAGAUGCUGCAUGGCAGGUACCUGCAAGGUGUCUGAAAACCGACAGAUUGGAUGUGGCACUGGCGCAGUCCCGUCCAGGAACUGAGUUUUGCAGCUGAUAUUAUUCCCGGUGUCUCCUUGCUGCCUUUGUUUUGGAAGUAAAUGGCUCUCUAACUGCAUUGAAUUGCCCGACUACCUUGCAUGACCGGGAUCUGAUUACCUCUGGAGCUGGGAGCCCUAUCUCCAAGCAGCACUGAGGCUUUUGCUUUUAAUGACUUGCUCUGCCACGUUCAGAGUGUGACAAUGUCGGGGAGGCUGCCAGGACCGGCUGCUGGUGCCACCGUGCUCGUACCGAGAUGGCUGGGAAAGCUAAUAAGAGUUGGGAUGUCUCGGGCCAAGCAUCUGUGGCACAGCGCUGGGUUGAAAACAGAGUAAAUGGGUCUAGUGAUGAGUGCAGCUCUCUGCCAUGUCUUGGGGAGUGGGCUGGAUCACUGGAAAAGUGACUAGAAAAACACAGCUAGAAACAAUGAGCUUUCGUACAGCUCUGUCACGAUGCUCUGGUAGAGGGAAAGAGUGGUCAAAUCCAGCCAUAUAGCCCCAGCCAGCAGCAGGGUAGGCCCCAAAAAGAGUGAGAAGUGACUGGGAAACGAGGCACAACCAGGCUCUUGUCUCUCUCCCUGUACCACGAGCUAUCUCUGUCCUCCUGUUAAUGUUUACAAGGCAGGUCCGGUGUCAUGAUGGUCUGUCCAAAGACCAGAUCCCUCCCCAGCUUUCCCGGGAUCCUUCUUCCUGCUGGCUGGGGCAGGGCCACAGGACAGUCACAGGGAGGAAAAGCCCGGCUCCUUGCUGUCUCCAUAACGCUAUUGGCCCCAUAUCCAGCCAUCCCCACUUGUGGGCACAGAUGAGUAAUGCCACACGUGCUGUGCCCUCUCCCGUGGCACCUGGCACCCUGGGGCCUGGCACCGUGGCCCAGCUGGCCUCAGCCCCCCCAUCCCCAGCCUUUUCCCUGCUGAUGGCUGCCCACAACAACUCCCAGGAUGGCCAGCAGCUCUUCCUGACCACGACAACAGCGCAGGCCAUCUCUGGCAUCUUCGUGUGGUCGGCACUCAUCGUCACCUUCCACCAGAUCUACACACACCUGAGGAAUUACACCAUGCCCAAGGAGCAGCGCUACAUCAUCCGCAUCCUCUUCAUCGUGCCCAUCUAUGCCUUCGACUCCUGGCUCAGCCUCCUCCUCCUCGGCAGCCACCAGUACUACGUCUACUUCGACUCGAUUCGUGACUGCUAUGAAGCUUUUGUGAUUUACAGCUUCCUGAGCCUGUGCUUUGAGUAUCUUGGAGGGGAGAGCAACAUCAUGACAGAGAUCCGAGGGAAGCCCAUUGCGUCCAGCUGCUUUUAUGGGACCUGCUGCCUUCAGGGUAUGUCCUACUCCAUCGGGUUCCUGCGCUUCUGCAAGCAGGCCACGCUGCAGUUCUGCAUCGUGAAACCCCUCAUGGCCAUCGUCACCAUCAUCCUGCAGGCGUUCGGGAAGUACCACGAUGGAGACUUCAAUGUCCAUAGUGGAUACCUCUACAUCACCAUCAUCUACAACUUCUCCGUCAGCCUGGCACUUUACGCACUCUUCCUCUUCUACUUCGCCACCAUGGACCUGCUGCGCCCGUUUGACCCAGUCCUCAAGUUCAUCACCAUCAAGGCAGUCAUCUUCCUCUCCUUCUGGCAAGGGACGCUGCUGGCAAUCCUGGAGAAAUGUGGGGUGAUCCCUGAAGUUCAGAUCAUCGAUGGGAAGGAGGUGGGAGCUGGGACAGUGGCUGCUGGCUACCAGAACUUCAUCAUCUGCAUUGAGAUGCUAUUUGCUUCCAUUGCCCUGCGCUAUGCGUUCACCUGCCAGGUGUACAGGGAGAAGAAAGAGAACUCAACAGCAAACCUUGCCCCGAUGCAGAGCAUCUCAAGUGGGCUGAAGGAGACCAUCAGCCCCCAGGACAUCGUGCAGGAUGCCAUCCACAACUUCUCGCCCACGUACCAGCAGUACACUCAGCAGUCAAUGCAGGAAGCAGAGCACAAGGCACCAGGGCAGAACGGGCACGUGGUCUCCAAAAUGGAUGGCCAGAGCAGCAGGAAGAGCAAAAACAUUGAGAAGAGAGUGCUGAUCCUGUCAGAUGAGGAGCUGUAGGAGAUACCAGAAGGAACAGUGACACUGGAAAGAUUUAAACCCAUGCAAAUGGGAGGUGUCUCGAGGCUGAGACAACCUGGUCUAAUCAGAGCACUGGGAAGCCAGGAACUCUACCCAAAAAGCCAGUCUCUCGAAGGGAAGAUGCAAUAACCCAGGGAAAGGUUAAGUCAAAUAGUGCCAGCUUCUGCUGUCCCAUCUCUCCUGCUGUUACGGAUGAGGCUGUGUUUGACCCUGCAUUGCUGCCCCACUGCUGGUGCCUCUCUGCCAGCCCUGUGCCAACACUGGGGGAUGCCAGGCAGGCAGGGGAGCCAGGGUGCAGGACAGACCAGCUGCCCUCGCUCUCCUCUUACCUCUAAGCAGUGCUAAGGCCUGAGAGAAAUGCUUUUCUCAGCACAGUUCUGUUCUAGUUUCUCCCAAUUUGAGUAAAAAAUGAUCUCCAAGGGCCCUGUGGAGAAAACUAGCCCAGGAAGGUGACUUCGCUUCACCUCAAAACCCGGUAAUGGUUGAAAGACGUCAUUCCUUAUUUUUACAUCUUUUCCCCUCUCCUUCUCCCAGAAAAGCCUACAGAGUUGUGCAAAAGACCUUUACCAUGGAAGAAGAGCAAGUCAUCUUCUCCCUCCAGAUGUGGAUGCAGCUGUCUGAGUAACUCCCCCGGGAGCUCGGGCAGGACCUCACUGGGGCUAAUCGGAGGUCUGCAGCUGCAUUUCUGAGAUCUGCCGGUGACAGAAGCGCUUGUUUAUGUCUAAAGCAGCUUAUCUCUGAAUGGAUCAGAAGUUAAAAGGGAUUCCAGCUUCCUUAUCAGAGUCUUUAUUAGGGAACUGGACUGUGACUGGUGGUGGUAGGAAUUCACUUACUGGGAACUGUCUGUUCCUCCUAACCCUUCACUAUUCCUGGUCCCUGGGCGUUGCCUGACCUGUGGAAGGCAGGUGGGAGCUGAGCCCAGCUGGGUGACCAUGGUGGGGAUAGAGAGGUGCUGGGGGAUGUCACCACUCAGGGCAGGACCACUGGUAGGGGAAGAGCCUGAAAGGAGGGAUUCUCCCUGUAUCAGUGAUGGAGAGUGCACAUCCUUCUGUUAAAUUUCCUCUCUGCUUUUUUUCCCCCCAAUUUUUAGUCUGAUUUCUAUUCCCUUGUACUCAGAUGAUCUCUGUGAACUUACCUACGCGCUGGUUGGGCUGUUGUCUGGGGUGGGAGCUGGGUAGUGGAAGAACGAGGGCGAGUCUGCAGCCUCAGAUUUGCAGUCAUGUGGCAAACAAAUCAAUAGGUAGGGCCUGGAGCCCUGUUACACACGACUCCAAGCGUUUGGGUCCUUUUUUCCCCCCCUGCUCUUAAACUGUAAAAUGUAAAUCACAACAUGAAAUUAUUUUAUUUAUUUUUUUUUUCUAAUAAACAGCAAUUUCUAGCACGGAGCAAGCAUUUUCACUGAGCUCAGCAAGCAGAGCCCUCGAUCUGCUUGUUCCUGCUAUAAUGCUGAUGCUCUUAAGCUUAACGUCCUCCCUGCCCCUCAGUGCUGGCCCAGCAGAAAUACCUGCACACGCAGCAUCCUGCACAUUUUGGCAUUCCUGUGGGAUUUGUGCUCAUCUUUUUCACUCCACAAAGAAUGUGCAUGUCCCCUGUUUCCUCUCCUUGUGCAGCACCUCUUCCAACCCUCACCUAAGAUGUGGAUGCAGCGGUUCAGAGGUGCUAGAUCUGGUUUAGCUAAGCUAAGCCCAGACUCCAGCACCAGCAAGACAACUAGUUGAUGAUUUUUGGAGAAAUCUUACCAUGCUGAAGCCCAGAUUCCACACAAGCAUCCUAUAGCUCAGCCAGUCUCGUGAGUCCCUGUGGUCCAAAGCUGCUCAUACCUGCUCAGCAGGUGAGACAGCUGCCACUUAUCCUGCAAGGAGGUUAAUAAACAAGAGCCAUAUGCUCUGCACAUCCAGGCAUUCAUCCAGGAACCUGUGCAUCCUGGGAGCAGGACUGUCCUGCCCACAAAGUGCAGCCUCCGUGCUCAGGGACGAGGCUGCUUGGCUUUGUAACACAGCCAGCACCAAAAUAGGGACAUCUCAGCUGAGCAUCUUCAUCUUCACCCCUCUGGGAGAGGACGGCCACAGCUGCAGGAGCAGAGGCUGCUCCAGCUCCCGGGGCGAGGACAGACUGCAGAGGUGAUGAUGGCACAUCUGUCGAUGCACUCGCAGCCGCUGAGAUAAAGACUUGCACAAGAACACAGCAAGAACUGUGGUUGUACUUCACUGCACAAAUGAUCGUCUCUGGUGCAUAAUGGGCUGCCUCCAUUGCUCUGCCAGCAGGUGCAAUUCCCACCGCAGACAAUAA
Messenger RNA from Corapipo altera (White-ruffed manakin), 4488 nucleotides. RefSeq names its product transmembrane protein 184A (gene TMEM184A). The transcript has 9 exons. Bases 718 to 2178 code for a protein of 486 amino acids. Gene Ontology annotation, biological process: transport. The record is from RefSeq and is a predicted model, not a curated record. Lineage: Eukaryota; Metazoa; Chordata; Aves; Passeriformes; Pipridae. Gene Ontology annotation, molecular function: transporter activity. Gene Ontology annotation, cellular component: early endosome membrane.